Molecule: messenger RNA, 249 nt
Organism: Laccaria bicolor S238N-H82
Lineage: Eukaryota; Fungi; Basidiomycota; Agaricomycetes; Agaricales; Hydnangiaceae
Exons: 3
Coding region: 1-249 (82 amino acids)
Source: RefSeq, a predicted model, not a curated record
AUGAAUGACGACGAAGAUUGUGAGGACGACGACGAAAGGGGAGUGGACGUCGACAACGAAAGAAGAAGAAUGGGAGGAGGAGUGGGAAUGUUUUCUCGCUUGGCAGUAACUAGCCGAGGUGUGACUGACGUAGAAAUUUUACGGAAGCAGGGUCCGAGUCUCGUUUCGUGCAGGGUUCGGAUCCAAGGAACCGGGGACGGAGGAAACGAUCUUUGCGGUGCACUCGAAGUACUUCCAACCCAUCUGUGA